UUGAUUCAUCUUUGAGCCGCUCGCUCAUAAGUGCCCUGCGGACGCAAGUCCUCCAGUGUAUCACCGGCAGUUCCUGGAGAGUGCGAAAAUAGCCUAAUAUUAAUAUAGAGGUGUUAGUCAGUUGAGAGCAAAAGAAAAGAAAGAAUGGGUCACAACAAGCCAAGGCGAUUCAAUAGCCAAAAUUCUCAUCGUGGGGAAGGCAGCCGGAACCGUAAUCAGCUUCCACUUGACGAUGAGUUCCCACAGUCCGAUCAAGCUGCAGCAACUGAAGAAGAGCCAGCCGGUCCCAAAAUCAAACUUGCGAUGUGGGAUUUUGGGCAGUGUGAUUCAAAAAAAUGUACAGGACGUAAGCUUUCAAGAUUUGGCUUAAUCAAAGAGUUACGUGUUAACAGUGGAUUUGGAGGCAUUGUUUUAAGUCCAGUUGGAACGCAGUGUGUCUCAAGAGAAGAUUAUAGUUUAAUCAAUAGAAAAGGACUAGCUGUUGUGGAUUGCUCAUGGGCACGCUUGGGUGAAGUACCGUUUGUGAAGCUGCGUUGUAGUGCACCUCGCCUAUUGCCAUGGCUAGUAGCAGCAAAUCCUAUAAAUUAUGGUCGACCAUGUCAACUGUCUUGUGUGGAGGCAUUAUCAGCAGCUUUAGUCAUAUGUGGGGAAGAGGAAACUGCAAAUUCGCUUCUUGGAAAAUUUAAAUGGGGUCAUGCUUUCCUGUCCCUCAACCGGGAACUUCUAAAGGCAUAUUCUGAAUGUGAAAACAGUGCUUCAAUUAUUUCAGUUCAGAAUGCUUGGCUUUCACAACAAAGAGAGGUCCCAAAAGCUCCUGUAGAAGUAGAAGGAGAAAAGGAGUCAUCGCGAACUGAAGUCGAGGGCUCUUCUGAUUCUGAUGAUGGUCUUCCCCCACUCGAAAGGAAUAUGAAUCAUUUGAACUUUGAGGAUGCUGACGAAGAAAGUGAGUGAUUAAUGAGGAUUAUGUUAGGCUUUUUAGCCACAAGAAGUGAAAGUUAGUACUAUGGGGUUGUUUGGUAUGCAGGAAUCUGGACACGGGAAUGAGAAUUUGAAUACUUUUUCAUGUUUGGUAUUGGGUUUGAGUUUUUCUAACCUGAGAAUCUGUACUCAAGGGGUUAUAAUUUUUCCUGAUUCUAGGUUCAAGUGAAACCCAUCUGACAAGUGGUUUUCAGAUACCUAGGAAUGUGAAACACUUCAAAAUUAUUAUUAUUAUUUUUAAAAAAAAAUCUUAAACCAUUAA
Messenger RNA from Humulus lupulus (European hop), 1240 nucleotides. RefSeq lists its product as uncharacterized. Gene Ontology annotation, biological process: maturation of SSU-rRNA. NCBI's taxonomy places the organism in Eukaryota, Viridiplantae, Streptophyta, Magnoliopsida, Rosales, Cannabaceae. The record is from RefSeq and is a predicted model, not a curated record. The transcript has 10 exons. Gene Ontology annotation, molecular function: rRNA small subunit aminocarboxypropyltransferase activity. The coding region runs from base 145 to 951 and encodes 268 amino acids.